AUGGCAACAUCAAGAUCACAGGAUAAUUCAAAAUUAUUUAUUACUAUUCAAGAACGUUCACGAGAUAGACUUAACAAUAAGGAUUUGGAAUAUUCAUUAUCUUGUAUCUUUCGUACGUUAACAACUGAUCCAAAAACAAAUUGUGAAAUACUAGUUUAUGAACGUAAAAUAUCAAUCCAAGCCAAUGCUUUGAAUGAUGGUCUUCAACUUCACCUAUUCACAUUGGCUAGCACAACUUAUGGUUAUCGUCUCUCGGUAGAAGCUACCGAUAACAAUCAAAUCGAAUUUAUCUCUUGCUUCUAUUGCUUUAUCGUCCGUUGGAACGAUAAAGGCGAACAAUCUACGUCACUUAAACACAAUCAUCCUCAAAAUUAA
Molecule: messenger RNA, 375 nt
Organism: Rotaria sp. Silwood1
Lineage: Eukaryota; Metazoa; Rotifera; Eurotatoria; Philodinida; Philodinidae
Source: the annotation of a GenBank genome assembly